GCAGCAAACUGAUUUUGAGCUAAAAUUAAAGGAAUUAAUUUGAUACCUGCAUAUUAGGCAUAUAUAGGACGUGGACUAAAUAAUUGGAAUGAAUCAAAGUUAAAAUAAAAUUGUAAUUCCUAAGUAGGCGCCUGAACCAAAAAUCACACAUUUUAAAGCCUUAGAAUUAGUUUGGUUUCACUCCUAUGACUUGGAGGUAGAAAUUACUCUACAAUUGUAUAUUUCGAGAUAAGCUGCUUAAAAAUGUCAUCGUACAUUUCGCGUUUACUGAAGACUCCGGCCGCCUCCAAGCGCCUCAUCUCCAAUCUGACACAGCGCGAUGGCAAGCUGAAUUCUUUGUUGCGUCGCUUAGGAUUGCAAGGGAAGGGGGGAAACGCGGCUGCUCCCGGACCGCGGCCCAUAUCCACAACUCAGGUGCAGAAAUCAGCGCUGAUUGAGGACGAAGAACUAGUCACCGGUAUUCAAAAGAGAGAAAUGCUGUUGGCCAAGCAGGGCUGUGAGGAUCCGUGGGGAUUUACCAAAAUCAUUAGGCGCGGAACAGGAAGGGAGAACGACCCAACAGAGGUGCCAUCUGCCUUUGAUGCCCGUAUAAUUGGCUGCUUGUGCCUGGACGACCGUAUGCCCAAGUGGAUGUGGCUCGAAAAGGACGAGGGACCAAAGCGGUGCGAGUGCGGCCACUUUUUCGUGCUAAAGAAGGUGCCACACAUCUAGAUUAAUCACAGAGCGCUGUACAUGACACUAAGCACACUCCAAAAGAUGCUAACCGGGCAUUAAACAUUGCAUGAUAUUAUCAAAA
Drosophila eugracilis is the source of this 796-nucleotide messenger RNA. It is a transcript of the gene COX5BL, whose product is annotated as cytochrome c oxidase subunit 5B, mitochondrial. The transcript is spliced from 2 exons. The record is from RefSeq and is a predicted model, not a curated record. Gene Ontology annotation, biological process: mitochondrial electron transport, cytochrome c to oxygen. Bases 244 to 711 code for a protein of 155 amino acids. NCBI's taxonomy places the organism in Eukaryota, Metazoa, Arthropoda, Insecta, Diptera, Drosophilidae. Gene Ontology annotation, cellular component: mitochondrial envelope.